AUGGAACUCAAUGCAUUUUUAGCACAUGGUACCUCAUUUUCAUUGCAAGAUAUAUUGAUGAACUGUUCAGAUUAUUCAACAGCAUGGAUAUGUAGAGAAUGUGAUAUUUAUUCAAAUUUAAUGAAAUUUAAUGGACUUAAAGAAUGGGAUGGGAUUAGAACGGAUUGCAAAACAGUUGAAAGUCAUAUGGAUGUGGUUGAAAUUCCAUUUUUUUAG
This is a messenger RNA of Melampsora larici-populina 98AG31, 216 nucleotides long. RefSeq lists its product as uncharacterized. Bases 1 to 216 code for a protein of 71 amino acids. Gene Ontology annotation, biological process: DNA-templated transcription. The record is from RefSeq and is a predicted model, not a curated record. Gene Ontology annotation, molecular function: DNA-directed RNA polymerase activity; DNA binding. The transcript has 4 exons. NCBI's taxonomy places the organism in Eukaryota, Fungi, Basidiomycota, Pucciniomycetes, Pucciniales, Melampsoraceae.